AUGUUUGUGUUUCUGUUUCUCUUUGCUUUUCUUAACCAAGCUUCUUCUAGUCCAGUUUCAGUUUCAGUUACCAGUGACCAAGCUUCUUCUAGCCCAGUAUCUUUUCCAUUCCCUACAAUCACCCGUUUCAACUUCCCUUCAUUCACCCCAACAAGUUGCAUUGAUGGUAACUUAACUUGCACGGGUUCAGCUACCAGUUACGACGACUACUUAAGCCUAACCCCAGAGCCACAACCAGGCAAUCCAACCUUGCAACUAAAUCAAGUUGGCAGGGUUCUAUACAAAUACCCUUUGUUUGCGUGGCCAGCACGUUUCUAUACUAGGUUCACGUUCAGGAUUCUUACCUCCCCUUAUUCAACCGAAUCUGCAGAUGGACUAACAUUUAUUAUGGCACCCAAUAGUAGUCCCUCGCCAGCUGACAGCUUUGGUUCCUAUCUUGGAAUAAUGGAUCCAGCACAAGACGGUCGCGCUGCUGAUCAAUUAGCAGUGGAAUUUGACACUUAUAAGAAUACAUUUGAUUUGGAUGGCAAUCAUGUAUCGAUUGACAAAAAAAGUGUGAUAAACCCAAUUUCUACUAGGAGUCUCAAUGAAACCGGAAUUGACCUGAAAAGUGGAAAAGACAUCAAGGUCUCAAUAAUAUUGAAUGGCGGAACAAAUUCACUAACAAUUUACGUUGGAUAUGCAUCAAAACUAAGCCGUCGGGUUCUUCUUAACGUGCCUAUUGACAUCCCACAUACCCUGCCAAGCUUCAUGUAUGUGGGAUUCACAGCUUCAACAGGGUAUCUCACUGGAAGCCAUCAGAUUCUCAGCUGGAGGUUAUCAUCAUAUCCAAUACCCAAGAAAUGA
Messenger RNA from Tripterygium wilfordii, 846 nucleotides. RefSeq names its product lectin beta-1 and beta-2 chains-like. The transcript is spliced from 2 exons. The record is from RefSeq and is a predicted model, not a curated record. NCBI's taxonomy places the organism in Eukaryota, Viridiplantae, Streptophyta, Magnoliopsida, Celastrales, Celastraceae. Bases 1 to 846 code for a protein of 281 amino acids. Gene Ontology annotation, molecular function: carbohydrate binding.